This is a messenger RNA of Phragmites australis (common reed), 924 nucleotides long. RefSeq names its product pectinesterase inhibitor-like. Bases 151 to 924 code for a protein of 257 amino acids. NCBI's taxonomy places the organism in Eukaryota, Viridiplantae, Streptophyta, Magnoliopsida, Poales, Poaceae. Gene Ontology annotation, molecular function: enzyme inhibitor activity. The record is from RefSeq and is a predicted model, not a curated record. Gene Ontology annotation, biological process: negative regulation of catalytic activity. The transcript is spliced from 2 exons.
AAACUCGAUCGCCCUGCAAGAGUACACGGAGGCAAGCCGGUACAUAAGCCCGUGCAGGUAGCACCCUUCAUCUCACCAUCUCUAAACGAAUCACCACACAGAGGAGGGAACACCGAGAGAGUUCAUCCUCGUCUCCCUCCGCGACGUGCCAUGGCCAUGGCUCGCUCCCUCGCGCACCUCUUCUUCCUCCUCCUCCUCGUCUCCACCGCGCCCGCCGUGCGGACCAUCCCUGACGCCGCUGACAACCUCCAGGAGGCGUGCAACAAGACGCUGUUCCCCAAGGUCUGCAUCAAUAUGCUGAGGGACAACCCGGAGAGCCGCACGGCGAGCCCACGCCGUCUGGCCGAGCUGUCCGUGUACAAGGCGGCCGAGGUGGGCACGACCGUGGCUGCGUUCGCGCACCACGAGCUCAACGGCCUCAAGGAUGACGCCCUGUUCAAGUGCCUCGACAGCUGCUCGGAGGACAUUGAGGAGGCCGUGGCGCACCUCAGCGCGCUCACCCGGGAGCUCACGGACGCCAAGUUCCUCGAGGUCAAGUCCUGGCUCUCGUCCACGCUCGGCGGUACCUCCACCUGUGAGGAGGCCUGCAAGGACGCGCCCAUCGGCGACGUUAAGAACGACGCCAUCACCAAGAGCAUGGAGGUCGAGGAGCUGCUACGCGUCACGCUGGACCUCAUCACUGAGGCGUCCGGAUCCAUGUCCGCCGAGGUCGCCCUGCCGCCGUCGGCGUUGGGCGCCAGCGCGCCGUCCGGAGGCUACGGCUCGUCCGCAGACUCCCCGGCUUAUGGCGCGCCGUCCGCCGACGGGCCGGCAUAUGGCGCCAGCGGGCCGGGUGCUGAUGUUCCCGCGCCGUCAUAUGGGACCUCCGGUUCGCCGGCACCGUCCCCGGACGCCAGUGCUUCCGAGGCCGACGUGACAGCAUGA